Coniophora puteana RWD-64-598 SS2 is the source of this 2290-nucleotide messenger RNA. RefSeq lists its product as uncharacterized. Gene Ontology annotation, molecular function: ubiquitin protein ligase activity; metal ion binding. The transcript is spliced from 6 exons. The coding region runs from base 1 to 2178 and encodes 725 amino acids. The record is from RefSeq and is a predicted model, not a curated record. Lineage: Eukaryota; Fungi; Basidiomycota; Agaricomycetes; Boletales; Coniophoraceae. Gene Ontology annotation, biological process: protein polyubiquitination.
AUGGACCGCCCAGCGACAUCCAAGGCGAGAGGAGUGUGCAAAUAUUACGACACACGGCGGGGGUGCUAUGCCGGCGAUACGUGCAAGUUCCUCCACGGCGCCGACGAACGGCUGACCCCUUAUGACAAAUCCAAACCCUGCAAGUUCUAUGCAAAGGGACAUUGUUCGAAGGGCGACAAGUGUUGGUUCCAGCAUGACUUGGCGCUUCGUUCCGCGGGCAACGGGGAGCCCGCCGACAGUGCCGCCGACGAUUCGUGCAAUAUCUGCCUUGAAGUACCCACUACAUAUGGUCUCCUCACCGAUUGUGGUCAUGUCUUCUGCUUCCAGUGCAUCAAGCAGUGGCGUGACCCAGAAUCAAAAUCCAUCGACAUGAUCUCUUCAGGCGUCAUCAAGAAAUGCCCCCUAUGUCGAAGUCCCUCCAGGUUCAUAACGCCUUCCACGUACUUCUUUCCCCAGGGCCAUGAGAACAAACAGCUGGCGAUCGAUGCUUACAAGGCUAGCAUGGCUCGUGUACCUUGCAAAUAUUUUGUGGAAACGAGUGCGCAAGGUAAACCCUGCUGCCCUUUCGGGAGAGACUGUUUCUAUCAACAUCUCAAGCCCGAUGGCACGCCCCAUGUCUUCCCGCACGGUGUGGCUCAAUCCAUGCAUAUCUACCGCAACCAGCGGCGGAACAGGAGGCAGCAACACAUUCCCUUUGGGGCUGGGGGAUCAGGAUUUACUGACCCGGUUUCGUUUCUUCGCCACGUUUUUGAGAACCCUAUCAACAACCUGAACACAACCCUUGAUGUCAUUCGCGCCAGCCUCCCCGCCAUCCUGGACCGGCGGGAGGACUUGGCGGCUUUUGAGCUGGGAGCAGCUGCUUGGGCAGCAGAUACAGACUGGGAUGAUGCCACAGCGUGGGCUGACGAUGGCUCGGGUUCAGGCUGGGAAGCGACCAGCGGGUGGGGGGCCGAGGCUCCUGGAGAAGGUUUGGAUUGGGCCGCUGAUUCUUCGGAGAGGGACAACGAUGCCUUGGGUGAAUGGGGGUUCGGAGGAGCGACCGCGGGCUCGCGCUCACACUCACCAACAGGCCCUACCGAGACGAUCAUCGUCCCAGGUAGGGUAGGUGGUCAUGAGUCCAUACCAGUUGAUGAGACCGAGGCCACACGGCCUAUGACAUGGAGACUUGGCGAAUUCCCUGUUGUAGACUGGAACGACCCUUGGGCUGCCCAGUCCUGGGGUCGGUCCACUGGCGGACCGGGGCCGACACCGGCAGACCAUCAGGAUGAUAGCCUUUCGCACGAUGAGACCAUACGGGCAGGUCUCGCACAGGUCGACGAAGAGGAUCUUCCCCGUCUGGAGCCCACUUCUGACACACCAACAUCCCAACGUCCCACUGGUUCGGCGAACGAAGCGACGCUUCAGUUCAAUGUCCCUCUGUUGCUCGCUGGGCUUGACGAAGAUGAGCUCCCUCCUCUCGUGCCUUUAGCUCCCACGUCUGGCUCGUCGUCCUCUCGGCGCCGAGCUCCUUCUCUUUCUUUGACUUCUGGAUUAUCUGGUUCGAGCCCACAGCCUGCAGCAUCGCCGGCCGCGAACGUGUCGUCUGGAUCGAUAUCGCGGUUCAGCACGGUCGUUGCCUCGCGGAACAGGGAGGUUGAGCGCGUUGUCAUUAACCUAGACGAGGAUGAGGAGGAUGAAGCAGAGUCUGAAGGCGAAGCUCUCAUCCUUCAUCCGUCCAACAUCAGACCAGCCUCUCCUGCGCCAAGUCGACCUUCAUCGACCUCGUUACCUGCCAAUCCUUUUGCACCUCAGACACCUUCCACUCCCCCCAUCCCGCCAUCGCCGUCAGUACCCGCUACCGCGCAGUCUCCUUCCGCAUCGUCGAAGACUUCGCCGACCCCACCCUCCUUGCCUGCCUCUGCGUCUGCUCCGAACCAGGGCUCGGUAGAGCAUAACGCCGAUCCGCCGUUCAUGACCGAUGGCAGAGGGCGCGUGGUAUGGAGCAGCACGCGUGGUGGACGAGCUGACCGACAGGCGUCCCGCUCGCGAAAGACACGCCGUGCUACUGCGACGGCCACCGCAACCGCCACAGGUGGCGACGCGGGAACUGCUGCUGAUGCAAGGGGUAGGAUGGUGGAUACGCAAGAGAAGAGCGGCGCAGAGGUAGAAGAGUCAGCGGCAGCGCCAUCGCAGCCCUGAUCACAGCCUACGAUGAACGGGGAGCAGCAAAGAUAGCAGAUCGAACCAAGCAUUUACACAGUGUAUCACUCUCAUUUUUUCCACACAGCAUACUACGUAACACCAUACCGCC